AUGGAGCUGACGGGGGACUCCCUGCUCGCCUCGGGUGCAGGAGAGGGUGAUUACCAACAGCCCAGCGCUGUGCCAGCCUCCACUCCCAGGUCUCACGCUGAGCGUGCACAGCUCUCCAGAGGGACCUCCGUGCUCCGUUCCCCGGGGAGGGGGAAUGCAGCCCUGGGGGAAGGCAGGCUCCGGGGCGAGGGACUCCCCUACACCCGCCCGCAGAGGGACGGGGAGGAGGGUCCCUGCGCCCCGGCACCCAGCAGCAUCCCGGGGCGUGGAUGCCGGCACGGCGGCUCCCCGCUUACCCCGGGAUGUCGGUACCUCGCUUCCCCGCUCAUCCCUGCACGCCGCUGCUCCGGUUGCCCUCUCACCCCGGGUUGCCGUUGCCCCGAGUCCCCGACGCACCCCAGGCUGCUGAACCCUGCAAUGCCCGGGGGUUCUGGUACCCCGGGUACCCGGGUUGCCGGUGCCCCGGUCCCUGUGUUACCGAUCUUAAGGUCCUCGCCGCACCCCGGGAUGCCAGCGCCGCGGGUCCCCGGGAUGCCGGUGCCUGCCGCUCCCAGGGAUGCCGAUGCCGCGGGUCCCCACCCCGCCCCGGGAUGCCGCUGCCCUCGUCCCCGCCCGCCCCGGGUGCCGGUGCCGCGGUCCCCGCGCUGGCGGAGCCCGCAGCACCCCGCUGGCGAGCCCGGCCCCGCGCCGCCGCUCACCUGCCUCGGCGCCGCCCCCGCCGCAGCGAGCGCGCCCGGCGCGGAGCCCGAGCCCUGCGGGGCCGGCGGCGGCGGCGGCAGGAGCUCCGCGGGGCCGGGGGUCCCGCCCGCCGCCCUUCCCGGUGCCGCCCUCCGCCCGCCCGCCGGCGCCGCGGCGCGGGAGCAGGCGGGGAGAGCGCGGCUCCCGAUUCCCCGUUCCCAGUGCCCGGUUCCAGACCGUGGCUGCCUCUGCCUCCCGCCAGCCCCUGCCGAGCUCUGUAUAGGGGACAGGGCUGAGGAUGCCCGGGGAGAACGCACUGGACAAGACCAGCGAGCUGAAUUUGGUGAAACCGGCUGGCAGGUCGGCACAGCUCCGUGCGAGGCUGGCGGUGUCCCCGCCGAGCCACCACCACAGCUGUCACACGGAACCGAGCCGGGAAUCUGGAGCAGGCGAGGGUACCCCUGGCUUUCCUGA
This is a messenger RNA of Agelaius phoeniceus (red-winged blackbird), 1152 nucleotides long. The record is from RefSeq and is a predicted model, not a curated record. NCBI's taxonomy places the organism in Eukaryota, Metazoa, Chordata, Aves, Passeriformes, Icteridae.